AUGGAGAAUUACGACCAGUUGCGCCAGCCCGGAACUCUUUCCAAGCAGCCUUUGACCCGAACCAUCAGGGACGCAAUGACCUUUGUCAAGAGCCUGGGUGAGCGAUACUUGUGGGUUGAUACGAUGUGCAUCAUCCAAGAUGACGCUGCCAACAAAGCGAGCGCCCUAGCCCAGAUGUGCGCAAUUUACAGUUGCGCCGUGGCCACGAUAGUGGCUCUAAACGGAGACUCCGCCGACGCCGGCCUACCCGGCAUUCCGCCUACGGCCCGCAACACCACCGCAACCUUCGUCACCCCUGGACUACACAUGGUGGAGCGAUCAUCCUUGGAGAACAUGUUGGCUAAUCACACCUACGAUGGUGUAGACGUCGACUGUAUUUACAACACGCGCGCCUGGACAUUCCAAGAACGAUUACUAUCGAACCGGAGCAUAUACUUCCUUGGUGAACAGGUGUACUUUCACUGCAAGAAGCAGCUUUUGUGCGAAGAUAGAUACAUCAGCGAUGACACCAGCUUCUAUACAUUGGACAAGAUGCGCACGACAAGCGCAGAACUGAAGUCCAAGACUACUCGAGCUGGCACAUAUAGUCCACUGGACGAGUUUCGUUGGUACGAAGAAAUCAUCGCAGAGUACACCGCAAAGAAAAUGGGAUUUCCGGAUGAUAUUCUCAAUGCUUUCACUGGCAUUCAGACUAUGCUAACUCGCAUGUUCGAUUGGCCUUUUGUCGGCGGCCUCCCGACUCCCCUUCUGGAUCUCGCUUUACUUUGGACUCCAGUCACUACUAUCGAGCGGCGACUGACAGCCUCGCAACAACCAAGCUGGAGUUGGUCGGGCUGGAUCGGGCGAGUUCGAUAUGCAGAUCUUGUGCGCCCAGGCCAUAGGCCGAUAAGCUCGUUGUUUAGGCCGCUCGCGACACAUCAGCUCGCCCCGCCAGCUACGAUUGUCUUCGAAUGUAUGAGUGUCCCUCUGGGAGCGUUCGAACUCACCAAGGUUCCAAAAGGGCUUUUUGACCCAUUCCAGAGCACAUCUAGCCCCAUCACCGAAGACUCAUACUACGUCUUCGACAGCAAUAAACGUCGCUGCGGCAUGCUCAUAGGCCUUCCGCAAGAAUAUGCGCUGUCCAUCGCCAGUGGAGACCUGAAGCUCCUCGCGCUUUCGGCUUGGAAGUCGAAUAAUAGCCUCACUAAGAACGGGUCGGUCAUCUCUCAUCUCUCGGAUAAUGGAUAUUUCUCAGACGAAGAGGUGUACGAUCAAGCUUUCCGCGAUGCAGAGUGGUGUACAUACAACGUCAUGCUCGUUCGCUUGGUAGGCGACGCGUGUGAGAGGGUUGCAGUGGGACAGAUGCACGUAGACGCGUGGCAUGGAGCGGGUGAGACGCGGGGAAGGUUCGCGGUGAAUUAA
Messenger RNA from Alternaria viburni, 1401 nucleotides. RefSeq lists its product as uncharacterized. The transcript has 2 exons. Bases 1 to 1401 code for a protein of 466 amino acids. The record is from RefSeq and is a predicted model, not a curated record. Lineage: Eukaryota; Fungi; Ascomycota; Dothideomycetes; Pleosporales; Pleosporaceae.